AUGCAUCGGUUCCUUCGCCGCACGCGCUCCGGUGGCGACCUCGACUCGCCGGCGAACAACCCCUUCGCCCCCUUCCCUCUGGCCGCAGCUCCUCCUCCUGCGCCCUUGGCGACCCCUCCUCCACCGGCCGCGCCCCGCGCGGCGCGCCUCGCCCCCGACGUCCUCCGCGGCAAACAGGCCGUCCCCGAGGCCGCCCCUCCUUCCCCGACUCCGGCGGCUGCACCACCCGCGGCGACCGCCGCGGCUGCUCUCCGCACUGCGGGGAGCGUCCCCGCCCAGCCGCUCGCGCCCGGCGGCUCCGGCAGCGCCCUGGCUCUCCGUCCCGACGUGCCCGACGUCGGCUCCUCCACCGCUGUGACCGGCCUGCCGCCCUCCAUCAACCACUUCUUCCACCACCGGCUCGAGCUCGAAUCGGCCGGCCGCGCGGUGAUCCUCGGCGCAGAAUUCCGCAACCUCGUCCAGGGGGAUCUCUCCAUCGCCGAGUACUGUCGGCGUCUCAAGUCCCUCGCCACGGACCUCGGUGACGUCGGCGAGCGCAUCACCGACCGCACGCUGACCCUUCAGCUCAUCCGCGGCCUCAACAGCAAGUUCUGGAUCAUGGCGACUCUGCUUCCCAUGCAGACGCCCUUCCCGACGUUCGUGCAGGCCCGCUCCCGGCUGCUGAUGGAGGAAAUCUCCGCCACCGAACGCGCUCGCCUCGACGGCCGCCCGGAGGCCACCGCCCUCACCAUCGGCUCCGGCUCGGGUUCCUCGGGAUCCUCGGGCACCUCCACCGACCGGGGCAAAGGCGCCACUCCUCCCGCCACCGAUCGCGACACCGGCGGCCGCGGGCGUGGCCGCGGGCGCGGUCGUGGCCGCGGACGCGGCUCUUCUUCCCCUGGCGGUGCCCCGUCCGGGCGCGGCGUGCCUGCACCCGCUCCCGUCGCCAACGUGCCGCUCCACGGUUACUUCGCCCCGUACGGCGCUCUUCUUCACGGCCUGCCCCAACCUCGCGCGCCCUGGGCCGCGCCGAACGCCGCGGGCGUCUUGGGCCCUCGUCCACCGCCACCCCAGCAGGCCUACCCGGCGGUGCACGCGCCAUCGUCUGCCGGCCCGACGUGGGAGCAAUACCAUCAGCUGUACGCGGCUCUGCAGAACCUGUCGACGCAGCAGCACGCCGGCGGCAGUCAGGACUGGAUUCUUGACACCGGCGCCUCUUCCCACGUGACUGGUAUGGCCGACUCCCUCUCUCAGUGUUUUUCUCCAUCUUUGCGUCAUUCUUCGGGCAUCUUAGUUGGUAACGGUUCUCGCUUACCCGUGACGGCCGUCGGCUCCACCAAACUAUCUUCCUUCUCUCUCAACGAUGUACUUGUCUCCCCUACUGUCAUCCAAAACCUCAUCUCUGUACGUCGCUUUACCAUUGACAAUUCAUGCAGUAUUGAGUUUGACCCGUUUGGUUUUACCGUGAAGGACCUAGCUACCUGCAAGAUCAUCAUGAGGUCCAAUAGCCAUGGAGACCUCUAUCCAUUCUUCACCAACUCCGGCGUGCAAGCUCUUCUCACGGUGGUGGGCAGCGACGUGUGGCACCGGCGCUUGGGGCAUCCUAGUGACAAGACCAUCUCCACUUUAGCUCGUUUUUUUCUUCCAACAUCUUUUCGGGGUUCCAAUAUUACCUUGUGA
This is a messenger RNA of Aegilops tauschii subsp. strangulata, 1659 nucleotides long. The record is from RefSeq and is a predicted model, not a curated record. NCBI's taxonomy places the organism in Eukaryota, Viridiplantae, Streptophyta, Magnoliopsida, Poales, Poaceae.